GCAGCAUGAGCAGGAAGUGCCGGAGGCGGAGAAGCCGUAGGGCACGAGUAUGAGUUAGGGGCGGUGUGGGGAGGGAGCGGCGCGAUGCUGCCAUGAACCGCAUCCUACUGGUCUUCCUCACGUUGCCGUUCUGUGCCGCCCUUGCCCUUAAGUACAGCACUCGGGUCGUACGAACCAAGUACGGCCCUCUCCGAGGAGUAAUAGUGCAGCAACCGCCGGUUGAAGCGUUCCUAGGAGUUCCGUACGCGACGCCUCCUCUCGGAGCUCUCCGCUACAUGCCCCCUGUGACGCCAUCCAUGUGGCGCACUCCCCGUCUGGCAGACUCGUACUCUUCGGUCUGUCCCCAGAAAGCUCCGCACAUAGGCAACCGCACGGAGGCACUACUGGAAUACCCCAGAGGUCGCCUUGCCUACCUUGAGAAGUUACUGCCACUACUGGUUAACCAAAGUGAAGACUGCCUAUACCUCAAUAUAUUCGUACCUAGAAGUGGGGUUGUGAGUGAUCAUCAUCAAGGGCCUCUACCGGCUCUUCUAUACGUUCACGGGGAAAGCUACGAGUGGAAUUCUGGGAACCCUUACGAUGGAAGUGUCCUAGCCAGCUAUGGCCACAUAAUCGUCGUAACUAUCAACUAUCGUUUAGGAAUAUUAGGAUUUUUGAAGACUGGUGCCAGGGGGAGUGCCCAGGGAAACUUUGGCUUGAUGGACCUAGUGGCAGGCCUACACUGGUUGAGGGAAAAUCUCCCGUCGUUCGGUGGAGAUCCAGAAAGUAUCACUGUUAUGGGACAUGGAACAGGAGCUGCACUGGCUAACUAUAUUGCCGUCUCACCUGUAGCCAAAGAGUUGCUGCACAGGGUGGUACUACUGAGUGGGUCGGGGAUGAGCCCAUGGGCUCUCCAGCGAGAGCCGUUGGCAAUCAAGCGGAAGGUUGCCGAGCAGACGGGCUGUCACGGGGACCUGGUGGAGGACGACCUAGCACCGUGUCUGCGGGGCAAGUCUCUCCCAGAGCUGCUGCAAGUGCAGGUGGACCAGCCAAGGUUUCUACCAGGGUUCGCACCCUUCGUGGACGGCGCGGUCCUUGUGAGUGGGGCAGGGGGGAGUGCGGCACUCUCGGACCUGAGUCUAGACAAGCGGGGGCCAGGAUACGAACUGGCGGACUUCCCCGACAGGGAGCUACUGUUCGGGCUCACCACCACCGAGUCAUACUUGGACCUCAGUGCGCAGGACUUGGAGUUCGGUUUCAACGAGACGCGCCGGGAUCGGAUUCUAAGAACGUAUGUGAGAAACGCUUACUUUUUUCAUUUGAAUGAGAUCUUUUCUACGCUAAAAAACGAAUAUACGGACUGGGAGAGACCUGUGCAGAACCCUCUGAAUGUGAGGGACGCUACUUUGGAAGUGCUGAGUGAUGGACACACUGUAGCCCCUCUCAUUAGGGUCGGCUAUUUGCACACAGUUCGUGGCGGUAAGACCUUCUUUCUGCACUUCUGCCACCAGUCCACCGAGCGAGACUUCCCCCAGAGAGCAGGAAGCGUGCGGGGGGAGGAUGUGCCUUACGUUCUAGGCCUGCCUCUUGUGGGGGGAGAACCAUUCUUCCCUCACAACUAUUCCAGUCAAGACAGCGCCGUUUCCAAGAAGCUCAUACAUUAUCUUUCCAAUUUUGUUAGGAGAGGCGAUCCCAAUGGUGCCGAGGGUAACAACAAACAUUUAGAUGAAGAAACCCCUUUCUGGGACACGUACGACUCAAUCAAUCAACUGUAUUUAGAGUUAGGUAGUAAGACCGAGGUGCGGAGCCACUACCGCGGACAUAAGAUGUCGUUGUGGCUGAAUCUUAUACCACAGCUGCACCAGCCCGGGCUCGAGGACCUCAGCAUGCGUCACCAUCACUUCCAAGAAGAGGGCGCCCAAUACUAUGAUGGAUCUGUUAGACCCCAGUCUCUUCAGAGGCCAAGCAUUCCGACGACCACGACAACGACAAGCACGACCCCACCACCACAGGUAACCACGCGCACCCCGGCGACCACCCGUCGGACUGAUGUGACCACCACGGAGUGUCCGCCCAACGCCACUUCCACCACCCUCGAGUCGCGGCCCAACAGCAACAACCUGCUCCGGAAACUGGCGUCCAACCAUUACCAGAGCUACACUACGGCACUCACUGUGACCAUCGCUGUUGGUUGUUUCCUGCUCCUGCUCAACGUCCUUAUCUUCGCGGGCAUCUACCACCAGCGAGACAGGUCCUCUGGCGAGAAGAAGAAAAAGAAGAAGGAAGAGCUGGCCGAGGUGAACAGUUGUUCCAGCAGCUCGGGGGACGCAGAGGCAAAGCAAGCUCUGGUGGAGUCGAUGUCCAGUCACCACAUGACUUCUUCCAGUACCAUGGUUGACCUCCCUCUGCAAGAGUUCAAGUCGUCUCCUCCGUCCGGGGCGAGACGUGGCUCCAAUUGUCCUCCCAUAUACUGUGAUCCUCCGGAGGUGACGAGUCCCUCCAUUCCAGAACCGCCCCCACCCCCGAAAGCUCAACCUCCUCAGUGCAAUCAGUCCGGCAUCUUGAGACAACAAGGCUGCCCACAGACUCCUAGUACAAUGAAGAAACGUGUUCAAAUACAGGAGAUUUCCGUGUGACGCUCACGCGAGUGUAUAAGCCAUGGGACUAUUAUUUAUGAAAUGUUUCUAAUUUUUAACUACUGUUUGUUAACAAUGAGGUAUUUUAUUCGUGUUAUCAUGCAAAUUAUGCUUCGACGAUUUCUAGACAUAACUCAGUGCAUAGGAAUUGAAUUAUACUAAAUCUAGGCAUAUCGUAAGGAAAUCAAACGGAGGCUUCAGGUUUAUACAGUAGAGGUUUAGGUGAAUUUCGUCAGGUCUGGGAUAGAAGGAGAAAACGAGUGAGGCACGACAAUGUUAUUGUAUUUACCUUCACAUGUUAUUGUUGGUAAUCCAAUAUGUAAAUACUUGUAAAUUUUUACCAUUUUAAUUUUAAAAGCUAAGUUGUAUCGUGCCUCACGCGUUUUAACAUAAAAAAUUGUUUACGGACUAUUGUUUAAAUAUUUACAAAGGGUAUAUUUCAAAGUUAAUUUAUUGUAAUGAAACUAAAUAAAACGACUGUAAGUAUUAUUCAUGUUGAAAAUAUGUCAAAAUUGUUGCUGUUACUGUGAUCACUUUCAGUUGCCCUCAAUUUUACGUUUUAAUACGGGAAUGUGUUCAAACGACGCAGCAUUCCGCUGCCCCUCCAUUUCGAUGUCUCGGUUAUUAUCGUUCACACAAUAUUAAUAAAUCGUAUAUUUAUGAAUGUUGCUUUUUAUUUAC
Molecule: messenger RNA, 3296 nt
Organism: Homalodisca vitripennis (glassy-winged sharpshooter)
Lineage: Eukaryota; Metazoa; Arthropoda; Insecta; Hemiptera; Cicadellidae
Product: neuroligin-1-like
Exons: 9
Coding region: 93-2615 (840 amino acids)
Biological process (GO): presynaptic membrane assembly; synaptic vesicle endocytosis; chemical synaptic transmission
Cellular component (GO): postsynaptic membrane; synapse; cell surface
Molecular function (GO): neurexin family protein binding; signaling receptor activity
Source: RefSeq, a predicted model, not a curated record